This is a messenger RNA of Sphenostylis stenocarpa, 693 nucleotides long. The record is from the annotation of a GenBank genome assembly. Lineage: Eukaryota; Viridiplantae; Streptophyta; Magnoliopsida; Fabales; Fabaceae.
AUGAAGAGUACAUUUGUGAGCUUGCUACUGGUGUUGGUCCUCACAAAUGGAGGCAUGGAGGGAGCGCAAGGGUUCAGUUGUGAGAUUGCCAAAAUCAUGUUGAUUCCAUGCUUAGAUUUUGUGACCGACAAAGUUGAUACCCCUUCAACUGCGUGUUGCAGAGGAUUGAGCGCAGUGAAAGCUUCCGCACCAACCAAAGACGAUGUUCGUGCCGCUUGUAAAUGCCUUAAGGAAGGAAUCACUCACAUUCCUAAUCUCAACUUUCAAAGAGCCCAGGAACUUCCCACACUAUGCGAUGUUGACGUGGGUUUCCCCAUCACCAAAGACGUCAAUUGUACCAAAACAGGUGGAGGAAGAAAUGGGACAUUGAAAAUGGGGACUUUGCUUGGAAUUUUUGCAGACAUGGAAGCUUCGAGGGGCUAUAAUUGUGACAAGGCACGUCGCUCAGUGUUGCCAUGCUUAUCUUUUGUUAUGGACAAUGCUGAUGCUCCUUCAACUCAAUGUUGCAAAGGGGUGAAAGAAGUGAAAGCUUCAGCACCAUCAAAACCUGAACUUCGUGCUGCAUGUCUCUGCAUCAAAGAGGCACUCUUCUACAAUCUUAACCUAAACUACCGCAAAGUCAAAGCACUUCCUGGUCUAUGCAAGGUUGACCUGGGUUUUCCCGUCAGCAUCAACGUCAACUGUGACCGGUAA